Molecule: messenger RNA, 722 nt
Organism: Paraphaeosphaeria sporulosa
Lineage: Eukaryota; Fungi; Ascomycota; Dothideomycetes; Pleosporales; Didymosphaeriaceae
Product: Profilin/allergen
Exons: 5
Coding region: 242-634 (130 amino acids)
Cellular component (GO): cell cortex
Molecular function (GO): actin monomer binding
Source: RefSeq, a predicted model, not a curated record
CCACCAUCUCCGUCUGUGUGUCUCACUAGCCCCCGUACUGACCUCCUGCUUUCUGCUUCGACAAGCCCAACAAGAAAACCUUCACCGCUCUGCAUACUACGCGCUGCCGGCCUGCUUAGUCAAGCUAUCGAGCAUCCCGCUACCUGGGUUCCUGAUCUGACCCUUCCGUGUUCCUUGCAUCAGUCCUCUCUUCCAGACUUACCCCUCCACAAGCUCCCGUAGCCCGCACAACCCCUCCAUCAUGUCCUGGCAAGCAUACAUCGACACCAGCCUCGUCGGCCCUGGCAACAUCGACAAAGCCGUCAUCUGCGACUCCGCCGGAAGCGCCAUCUGGGCCUCGUCCGCGGGCUUCACCGUCUCCGACGCGGAGCGCAAGGCCAUCGCCGAUUCUUUCAAUGACAAGAGCGACCCCAAGGGCGUCAUCGCAAACGGGAUCAAGAUCGCCGGCGAGAAGUACAUGACCAUCGAGGCAUCGGACGACUCGCUCAAGGCCAAAAAGGGCAAGGAAGGCAUCGUCGCCUACAAGACCACACAGGCGCUCCUCAUCGGCCACCACAACGCCGACAGCCAGACGACCGUCGCCUUCAACGACGUCGCCACGCUCGGCGAGUACCUCAAGAAGAUGGGCUACUAGGUGCCCCGGGGCGACGGAUUAUACUUCUGAAUGGAUAAUUGCAUGCAUGCCUCGCACCGAGGUGACGUGGGCCGGACGUCUUAGGGGG